Molecule: messenger RNA, 2326 nt
Organism: Myxocyprinus asiaticus (Chinese sucker)
Lineage: Eukaryota; Metazoa; Chordata; Actinopteri; Cypriniformes; Catostomidae
Gene: entpd2a.2
Product: ectonucleoside triphosphate diphosphohydrolase 2a, tandem duplicate 2
Exons: 9
Coding region: 82-1599 (505 amino acids)
Biological process (GO): nucleoside diphosphate catabolic process
Cellular component (GO): plasma membrane
Molecular function (GO): UDP phosphatase activity; GDP phosphatase activity
Source: RefSeq, a predicted model, not a curated record
CAACUGUGUUACCUUCACUAUAUUAUCUGGCUUGCCAAUGCAUGUUGUCGCUGUUUUUGGCUUACAACAGAUUACAGUGCAAUGGGUAACCAACUGCAAUGCCAAAUAUUUACAGUUACGGCAACUUUGUUUCUUUCAUUUAUAGGCAUUCUUCUGCUCGCCAUCAACACUGAAGAUAUCAAAGAACCAGCACAAUUCAUGUAUGGAAUAGUCUUGGAUGCUGGAUCCUCCCAUACUGCCAUGUACAUCUACAAAUGGCCAGCGGACAAGCACAAUGGAACUGGCAUUGUCAGUCAACAUAGCGAGUGCCAUGUGCAGGGAGGAGGAAUCUCCAAUUAUGCAGGUAACAGAGGAGGAGCGGCCCAUAGCCUUGAGGAAUGUAUGGAACAGGCCAUACAGGACAUUCCAAAGUCUAGACAAGAACUCACCCCUUUGUAUCUUGGGGCUACAGCAGGCAUGAGACUACUCAAUAUUUCUAGACCCAAAGAGUCAGAUGAGAUUUUGAAAGAAGUGGGAGACAAAUUGAAGACCUACCCAUUCAGCUUCAAAGGGGCCACUAUCUUAAGUGGUCAAGAGGAGGGGGCAUAUGGAUGGGUCACAGUCAACUAUCUGCUGGAGAACUAUAUCAAGUAUGGUUUUGUGGGUCAGUGGCUGUCCCCUGGUAAAAAGAUGGUUGGUGCACUAGACUUAGGUGGAGCUUCAACUCAGAUCACCUUUGUGACUAAACAAACAGUGGAGAACAAGGACAGCCUAAUGACACUUCAGUUAUAUGGGCGAGACUAUCAGAUUUAUACUCAGAGUUUUCUGUGCUAUGGAAGAGACCAGGUCUUACUCAGACUACUGGCACAUCUGAUGACGACUCAGGGAUCAGACAGCUCUAUUGUACACCCCUGCUAUCCUGCAGGUUACAAUGACUCCAUAAAACUAGGCAGUGUGUUUGAUACUCCAUGCAUUAAAAGACAAAUGCCCUAUAACUCUGGUGACCUCCUGCAUAUAAAAGGCACUGGAAACUACAAUCAAUGUCUGGGAAACAUUUCUUGUCUUUUCUCUUUUAAUAACUGUUCUUAUUCCAAAUGUUCUUUCGAUGGAAACUUCCAGCCCAACAUUACAGGAAAUUUUAUGGCAUUUUCUGCAUUCUUCUACACUUAUUCCUUCAUUCAGAAAGCUUCAGGCAUCACCAUCUCUUCCCCAGCACAGUUAGAGGAUGCUGUGCGCAAUGUCUGCAACAUGAGCUUUCUGGAGAUAACCAGUAAGUUUCCAGAUGAGAGGAACCAUUUGAAGGACUACUGUGCAGACUCUGUCUUUAUGCAGAUGCUCCUGAUCAGUGGUUAUGGCUUCAAUGAGCUUUCCUUCCCACAGAUCUCCUUUCAGGAAAAAGCUGAAGACACCUCUGUGGGCUGGUCACUUGGCUACAUGUUAAGUCUUAGCAACUUGCUGCCUGCCGAAAAAAUGUCACUCAGAAAAGCACUGCGCCCAGAAGCCUGGCGUGCUGCGAUCUUCCUCUUUUGUGUGUUUCUCAUUGUGGCUAUUUUUUUUCUGCUGCGAACCUACCACAAGAAUAGCACUAAAUUAAAUUGUUCCCCUCUAUCAUUAUGCUAAAUAAUUUGUCUGUCCUUUGCAAGAAUGGUUGGGCUACCUCUUCAGAUAAUCUUUUUACAACAGACUGAAAUCAUGAGAAUGCACCAGAAGUAUGUGUAAAGAUGUACACUUUUGUACUGUCUUUCAAAAAUCAUUUUUGUAUUGUACCAUCUACUGUGUAUGUUUGUAUUGCUUAGAACAUGCCAUGAUUUUAUUAGGCCUGCAUUUGUUACUUUUUUAAAGGAUAAGUUCCUUUCUAAAUGCUUAAUUAUGUUAGAGAUCAUUUGUGUGCCGUGUAAACUCUCAAGGUUAAUGCACUAAAUACUUAUUUGAAAUUUUCAGUUUUAUUCAAGGUGAUUAAAUACAAAGAUUUUUAAUAACUGUCCAAUAAGUGAAAGGAUAGUAUUUGGGGUCAAAUAGAUUUGUUAUGAAGAAUGUUUAAAGUGGGCUCACACUGACUGAUCCAGUCCCAAUGGGGAUUCAUUUGUUUAUAGAAUACUUGAGAUUUUUCAAUUUGUGAUUGAAAUGAACAGGAAAUGGUUAACCAUUUUCUGAAGUAAUUUAAAAUAAGCUUUACCUUAAUUUGUUACUCAAAAAAGCAUCUCAGUGUCUCAAAGUAUUUGUCUAAGAAGUUUACACAUUUUGGACUAUAACUUUUGUUCCUUACAAGAUAUCACUUUAACCCCCCUGGGGGCCUUUUACCCUAAAUGCGGGGGACUUUUACCCCGAGUGUGGCAAAGGAUCCCUC